UACCUUGUGCAGGACGCAAUGCAAAUUCCAAAUACUUUAUAAUAUACUUGGCAAAAAACUUUAUUUUGGUUCUGUUUUUAAAAGUCAAGUUUCACCCUGAAUGAUUUAAUAUUGCAGAAUAUUAAGUUUCCUUCUCCACUUUUCAUGCUUCAGGUCAUAAUACUAAUAGCUCUAAAGCAGGGACUCUGGAUCUUCUGUUUGACCUGUUUGCCUGACAUUUUGACAGGAUCACGGGGGCGAAUGCCUCUCAUAUAACCGGUAAUCUCUAGACCCCUGCUGUCUUUGCCAUCUUUACCAUCACGCCCUCCCCGGUUGGUAACUGGGAGUGGAAUGGGAACGGAAGCGAGCUGGAAGGCUGAGUCUGUCCACGACGUAAAUCCUGCUAACCAAGAGCAGGAACCUAAGAAGCAGUUCUGUCUGGGAGCUGCUCUCUCCUGCUCUCUCUCCCAGAAAGGCAGCACCAGUGAAAGGAAAAGCAGGCAUUGGGGACAUUACAUCUUCAAGGACGUUGUGCAUUUAAGUGUUUUCCCCUCCAUCUCCUUAAUUCCUGAAGUUUGAAGGAAAAAGCAGAAGAUCACUGCCAGAAGCUCCACCGAUACACCAAGAAAUAUUUCUCAUUUUUCUUCAGACAGUAGAGAAAGGUCGCCCCUCCCUGGCUGCCUGAGGCUCCUGACCAUGCUGCCUGUGUUCCUGCCGCUGUUCCUGCUGGGGGGGGUUCUGGGAGGCGGAUACCACCCCCUGCCUCAGAUGAAGUACGUUCAGCCCAUGAUGAAGGGCCCUGGGGGGCCUCCCUUCCGGGAGGGCAAGGGCCAGUUCUUAGAUACGCUGCCUAUGGUGGACGUCAAAGGAGAACCUGGCCCUCAAGGAAAACCGGGCCUCCGUGGGCCGCCGGGACUCCCAGGUCCUGCAGGGAAGCCAGGGAUUGGAAAACCAGGACUCAAUGGGCAGCCUGGGUCUCAGGGCCCCCCUGGGCUGUCUGUGAUCGGGAAACCGGGGCCCCCAGGCUUUCCUGGAAAGGCAGGUCUGAAGGGCAUAGCCGGGGGAAAGGGUGAGAUUGGCCUGCGAGGUGAACCAGGCCCAAGAGGAUUGCCCGGGCAGCCUGGCCUCCCGGGACCCUCGGGCUUGUCUCUGAAUGGAAAACCUGGACUCCCCGGCAUUAGGGGCCCUCCAGGGGGCAGGGGUGAGCCAGGGUUAAAAGGGGAACCGGGUGCUUAUGGAGAACGAGGGCAAAAGGGGGAAAAUGGAAAUGGAACUCCAGGUAUACCUGGGCCACGGGGCCCGACUGGCCUUAAAGGUCUUCCAGGACUACCUGGGGCCCAAGGCAUUGGAAAGCCAGGAAUGAAUGGGCUUCCUGGGCCUGUUGGGCCAAAAGGUGAUGGUGGACUUCCAGGAAUACGAGGAUCACCAGGAGAACCUGGUGCUCCAGGAUUGCAAGGUCAGCCUGGACCAAUUGGACUAGGGAAACCUGGCGUAGAUGGCUUGCGUGGAGUGCCAGGUCCUCUUGGACCAAAGGGGGAACAAGGGCACCAGGGGCCACCGGGUCUGCCCGGAGCUGCUGGCUAUGGCAAGCCUGGGUUGAUGGGGCAGAAGGGGGAUCGUGGUUCCUCAGGACUACCAGGACUCCCUGGAGAUAAAGGGGAGCAUGGAAUGGAUGGGCAGCCAGGUAACAUUGGCCUGGAUGGACAACCUGGACCUCCAGGAAUCCAGGGCCCUAUCGGUCUUCCAGGUAAGCAUGGCAUACCUGGCCUAAAAGGAGAAGUUGGGCCUGUUGGGCCCCCAGGAGCACCUGGGAUCAGAGGAGCUCAAGGUCCCAAUGGACUUGCAGGAAAGCCUGGUGUCCCUGGAGAAAGGGGUCUGCCUGGCCCCAAUGGUGUUUUUGGAAAGCCAGGUCCCAAAGGAGAGGCUGGCCACAUAGGCUUGCCUGGUAACCCUGGGUUGACAGGUGUGCCAGGAUUGAAAGGGGAAUCUGGAAUUGUAGGGGCCCCGGGGCCUCGAGGUCAAUCUGGGAUUCCAGGCCUCCAGGGCCCAUCAGGGCCUAUGGGGCCCCAGGGAAUUCCUGGUUUAAAGGGGGAGCCUGGUCCUCCUGGCUUACCUGGGGUAACCAUGAAUGGCAAUGAUGGAGUACCAGGACCACAGGGCCCCCCAGGAAAACCUGGUACAGCGGGACUGAGUGGCAUCCCAGGGCCCCCAGGUCCUCCGGGCCCCCCGGGUCCUCCAGGAGCCAUCAUCAAUGGUGAGACGCGAGUGUCUGGGCUGCAUGAACCUGACCUUGGCGGGGAGUCGGUUCCAGGUGGCCGGAAUGGGAAGCCCCAGUAUGGACAAGGGGUGCUGUCUGCCGCACUCGCUCCCGCUUUCACUGCCAUCCUGACCACUCCCUUCCCGCCCUCUGGCAUGCCAAUUAAGUUUGACAGGACUCUGUAUAAUGGGCAGAACGCCUACAAUCCUUCUACGGGGAUCUUCACUAGUCCAUUCGCUGGCAUCUACUACUUUGCUUACCACGUGCAUGUAAAGGGAACCAGCCUGUGGGUGGCGCUAUACAAGAACAAUGUGCCUGCCACAUACACCUACGACGAGUACAAGAAGGGCUACAUGGACCAGGCAUCCGGCAGCGCCGUUCUGGAGCUGAAGGAGGGAGAUCAGGUGUGGGUCCAGAUGCCCUCUGACCAGGCUAAUGGGCUGUACUCCACUGAGUACAUCCACUCCUCCUUCUCAGGGUUCCUACUCAGCUCCACAUAACGGCCCUCCCCACAUCCAAAUUCACGACCAUCAUCAUCAUCAUCAUCAUCAUCAUCAUCAUCAUCAUCGUCAUCAGCCAUAAAACACCUACAGCAUCAAAUGACUUUGUGAACAAGCAGAAGAAGGAAAGAAAACAUUUCAAAGCAGGGGAAGGAUAUUUUAUACUGUCUCUGAGUUUCUCUCUACCUUUCAAUGUUUUGAUUUUGUUUUCACUUUUUGAACCUGUUUUGUUUUCUAGCAUAUAUUAUUAAUAUUAAUAUUAUUAUUGUUUCAUUUGCUGUUUUGUUGUUCUUUUUUGAUGUUAUUGUAAUUGAUGUUCUAUUGAAUUGGACAGUUAAGGACCUUACUUCACAAUGUGGUUGCGCCUGCUGCCAAUGCUUAUCUGUGUGACUGAACACUGCCUGACCCCUGACCCUUAACCCUUGACCCCUGACCCCACAGAACGUUACAUCCCAGGGUUCAUGGGCAUUUCACUUUCUGCAGUCACAAACUUCUGAUCACUCACGUGCCACUGCUUACUCCAUAUAUGCAUUAUUAUAUCUAUAUAAACAUAUACGCAGUUCAAAAAAGUACAAUCAAUACACUGAGACGUCAUAUAAACCGGCUUGUUCUCUGAUCAUUUAUCAAUACAUUUUACGUAUUUUUUUCAUCCAUGAUAUUCUGAGAUCACGUUACGAGUAGGUUGCAUCAGGAUAGCUCUUCGUUACAAAUACUGAUGGAUAUAUUUGUAAUGCAUUUUUGCUGAUCUAUUAAAUUAUGAUAGCCUGUUGUCAAAAUAGCUAGGUAAUGGUUACAUUCUGGAAGCUGACGGCUGUGAUUAACAGUGUAGUAUUAGAGGUUGCAUGCCACAGUGUGCUUUUUAUUUUAACAACUAUAAAGACAAAAUCAGUCAUCGCAGAACCGUUUUGUGUGCAAUGUAACCCGGUCUACUAUUUGAAAAGUCCUAGAUAACAUUUGCGUAAAAUGCCGCCACCAAUCGAUCAAUACAUUUUUAUAUAAGUAAGUGAAUAUGGACCAGCUAUUGGAUUUAGCCUGCUAGCUUUCUCUGAUCAGAACAGUGGAUUUUCUUUCUCUGUGUUGUGGAAUUAUAUAUAUUUUUGUACUGUAAAGAUAAUUCUUUUCUGUCCUAUGUACUGUAAGACCUGAACAUAUCGUUGUUAUUUAUUCCCCUGUUGCAUUUAAGUACCGUUGCUUUACAAGCUCGGAUCAUUAUGACUUCUGAGCGAUUUGUGUUAUAAAGCAUAUCAAACAACCUUUUCUGAGGAUUCUUCUAAAGUUACACAUCACAUUUAAACAUUCAGAUCAUGUAUACACAUUAGGCUCACUGUUGGAGAUUUUCCUUAAGGUUAUUUUAUGUUUUGAUACGUGUUACUUUUGUGCUGUUUGUGUGCACAGGAUUUGUGUACCUAAUUUUUUGUCUUAGUGGCAGUGGUCUUCAGUGCCCUAAUCCCUGGACUAGGUUCUUGAAUGUGUCAUUCCAUGCAGUGUUUCUUUUUUGGGGGGUGGGGAGUGGGGGGGUCAAAGUAAUCAGCUGCUUCUGUCCACCAAAAAUAUAUGCAUGGAAUGUCUAACAGCAACACUCGUCUUGCCUUAACUCUGCUGCCUUACUGUGGGCACGGCAGGUGCUAACCUCCACCUGCAUGCUGCAAAGGGCCACUUCGCUCUAGCUGCUGUAGGCAUAGAUGGGAAUGAGUCUUAGUCUCCCUUUAAAAAGCCUGACCACAGUUCCUGCAAUUAUAUUUAAAAAAAUACCUUGGGGUGUUUAAUGGUAGUAUUAGUUCAUUUACAGAUCGAGAAAGAAACAAGAAUAUUUUUAGAAUCAUUCUCCUAUAACAGCGUAACAAAACACAUUUGGCACAGAGUUUUCUUCAGUGUAGCCACUGAGAAAAGACUUAAGUUCAAUAUGGAUACUUAAGCCUUUAAGAGAAUCAGUUUACUACUUACUAGUUAAGUCUAGUGUUAAUUGAAGGUGCCUGCAUCUCCCUUUAAUUUAAAGUGACACCACCAUGAAGUGUUAGUUCGUCAGGAGCAGCCUGUGGGUGACGCUCCCCUUUAUGUCCUGAGAAGUAAAGAUAGUGAUAUGCAGAGUCUUAUCCUCCAUUAUUGGCCUGCACCCUGAAGGAUGAAUAGGUGAUCCACGCGACUGCUUGAUGUGUUUGACUGGGCCAAAGUCAACAGUCAGCUACAGCUUCUGCCGGGUCUCAGAGACGGUGUCAGGACUCAGCCCAGGAUUUCUUUCACUGGGUGGUGGCUAAAUGAAUGUCUUACUUGGGGUAUUCUGAAUGGCAGUAAAUGCCACAGUAGAAACCCCUUAAAGAUAGCGUCAUUAGCAGGGGAAUGUGUGAUAGCCUUAAUGUGAGGGACACCAUCCUCAGCUGCAAAAGUGUACACAGCUGGACACCAGCAGAAACUGUCAAAAUGGACAAGUGCUUGAUGUUUGCGGUGUGAAAAUACUUAAAAGAAGGGAUGGCCAAAUGAAGCUUCAUGAACCACUUGUUGUAUCUUUUGAUGCCACUAGAUGGUGCUUUCUGUUCAAAAAAGGGCUCAAAGCAUGCCCCAAACAAACCAAGAGCACCAUCUAGUGGAUUCAAAGAAUACAGCAAAUGGUUCAUGAAGCUUCGUUUGGCCAUCACUACUUCAAGGGUAUUAGAAAAUAGAGGAGCUUACAGUACAUUAACAUCAUCCUUGAACUUUUGGCUCAAAACAAAGCAGGCUUCAAAACAAAAUACAUUCCUCCAUCCAUUUCUAAAAGGAUGACAAUCCUGCUAAUGGAGAUUGGAAUCAGUGGUCGAAAAGAGUAAGGUAUAAAUCUGGGUGUACUGUUGAAGUGAUGCCUGUCCAGGAGAGGGCAGACACAUAAAAUCAAUUUUCAGGUAUCAGGUGCGAGGAAACACCAACAGACUAAUGCUGAGGAUAAAUGUGAACAUACAAGCAUGUUGGUCUGAAACCACAGAAUAGAAUAUAGAGUUAGCACGCUGCCUUACAUCGUAUGUGCGAUAAAUAUUACAGUGAUCUCAUAUAAAAAGAUGUUUAGCAAUGCUGAACAGGAUCCUUAAGAGGUGCCUGCCACUAAGUUAGAAUAACUAAGCAUCUUAUCAGUCACCCAUGCUUGUUUCUGUGUUGGGUCCUUAUUAACCCCACUUUCUGCAAGAUUUUGGUUCGGCCUGCCUGCAUAUUUCACUAGAGAGCUCGACAUUUUUGACUGAGAAGGAACAGUCUGGACAAUGGUUUUUUGUUGGGUGUCUAGUGUUGGUCUCUGCUGGAUUGAAUCGCAGUGCUGAUCUUUUUCAGGUCCAUCAUCUCCCUAACCUUUGCGCCUGACUAUCAGCAAAGCGUUUCGAAGGCACAGCCCGUUCAGUAGCCCUCUGCACAUUAUAUGUUUCUCAAGUAUAUAUAAGCAAUGUACCUUUUUUACCCUGUGUUGAAAUGGUGCUGUGUAUGCCACAAUCCUGCAGCAUGCAAGCUCAGGAAAAGGUGUGGACUGGAUGUAUGACACAUCCUGACUGUCUGAAGUUAGGGGGGGGGGGCUCCACUGCCAUUUCUGCCAGAGAUUUAAUAUCUGGACAGCCUUGUAGUUUCUGCAGGCUAAUUAUUCUGUUGGAUAAUUAUUACAUAGAGUUGUGAAUGAACUGCCAGUUGUUUUUAUGAUGUUCCAGUAUGACCCAGUCCCACCAGUAUCAUUGCUAAUAACUUAAAAAAAAAAACAUAUAUCAGCUCUGGCUUGAUCCCCAAUAAACAGAAAGACACUCAUCUGUUUACCACCUGGUACCCAGAACAUAGAAAUACACCCCCUGCUUAUGUGGGUCAGGUACAAUUAAAUCAUUGUUGUAUAUUUGAUACUUUCCAUUUUUGGCCAUUGCAAAGUUUCCAGUUUAGUGCACAGGAAAGAAUUUCACUUAUAGAUUUUUUACACCCCCCCGCCCCGGAAGCCUGACAAUGAGAGUGAACUUUGUCCUCAUAAACAGUAUUUUUGUACAGUUAAUGCACUGUUUGACAUUACCUUCAGCCUAGUUCUCCAAUCCACCAUCAACACAAAGUUUGUAAAUGAUGAUUGUUGUGAGUCCCUUUCGACAAGGCAAGGUUUUUUCUUGUUAUAUAUCAUUUAUAUAUUUUUAUAUAUCCAUUCUGUUAUGAAAACGCAGGAUGGAUUUCCAUGUUCCCAUUAUGUCUUGUGUUUUAUUUUCCAACGAGACUGGAUGCAGUGUUGCAUUGUUAUACACUCUACCACAAGUGUGCAUAACAAAAAGGAGAAAAAAAAAACCAUAUAAGAAAAACUGUGCUUUUGCAAAUAAACAAAAACUAGGAAAUUAUAUCUCUUGCUUGAGUUUUACAGGAUAUUGUAUUUUUUUAUUUAAAAUUGAGUGGAAAUUCCCAUUUGCACAUGAAAUUAAUAAAAGUGAUAUUUAUACAUAUGUGCUGAGAUAGCAGGAAUGGCCAAAAUGAUUGCCGAAGCCCAAAAGUUAUAUACAGUAUUUAACAACAAUGACAAGUACCGUGCAUUUACAUUGAUAGUUAGCACUAUAGCAUUGUUUGUGAAGGAUAAUCUUUUGUGUACAUUAUUUUUCCUCUCGUGUUUAUUGUACUACAUAUCACACAAUUGUUUGUUUUUUUUCCUUUGUGAAGUGUCAUUGCAUACACUGUAUGUAAUAGAUUUUGGGUAUAAAAUGCACUCUUGUUUGAUUGAAAAUGUUUUGUCUGUUUAUACUAAAUCUACAGAACUUGAUAGUAUUGAUACCACAUCAAUAAAUACUUUCCAGUA
Molecule: messenger RNA, 7495 nt
Organism: Paramormyrops kingsleyae
Lineage: Eukaryota; Metazoa; Chordata; Actinopteri; Osteoglossiformes; Mormyridae
Gene: col8a2
Product: collagen, type VIII, alpha 2
Molecular function (GO): protein binding
Source: RefSeq, a predicted model, not a curated record